UAAAUCGCUCUUUGUCAAACUUGUCAUUUUCGAUGUCAAAAUUUCGAAUGUUUUAAAUUCUAAAACUCCACCAUGACCUCGCGUAAGAAAAGUCGUCAUGAGCCUCCUUUUAUGAACAACAUCCUGGACGAGAUUUUCCACCCUGAAAAACCAGUUUGCCAAAUCAUUCCAACAGGUUGCCACAAAAAACAAGACCUUUUCUCCCAAUACAGACCCCAGCCGAAAACUUGUCUGGACUACAACAUUUCGCAAACGGAUACAAAAAUCGACGCUGGAAACACCAAAAUUCACUACCAACAAACUGUAGCCGAGUACAUUCCAGGUCUUUCGGACCCUCCACCACCCCCACCCCCAAAAAAACGGCGGUAUUUUAGUGGUGGGCCUCCCCAGUGGGAGUUUAUGGAUGAAAUAUGGAGACGAGAACAAGAGAAAAUACAACAAUAUUAUAUUGAAGUGUUUCAAGGGUUUGGGAAACGGACCAGGAAUAAUCAUCGAUACGAGAUGAUGAACAGUCACCGUAAAGCUAUAGCAAUGGUUGGACCUGCCUGGUUCCAGGAACUUUCUCCCUUACAGUUGGCCACAGUUGAUAAUUUGAAAAAAUGUAUUCUUAAGGAUUUGGCCGAUGAUACGAUCAUCAACACACAGGAAAAUAUCGCAUAUCUUGGUCUAGUUUUACGGCCAAAUCAUAAUCACAUAGCCAAAGCUUUGAAACAUUGUUGUAAAUGUCCAGUUGAGUUUCUUCUAAUUUUGUACCAAUUGAUUAAUCCCAAACGAGUGAAAUAUUCGAUAAAUGACCGACUUUUGCUAAGUGCUGUGGUCCACCUAACCAUGCAAGACACCCUAAAGGAGUUACAUAUCAGAAUACCAUCACCACCAAGACCACCAAAACAACCAAAACAAGUACCAAAAGUAAAAAAGUCGCAAAAAUACGACUCGCCAUAUCUUGUUCGUUUCACUUUUGAACGAGAACCACCAAAGUUCACAGGGAAGUACUACAACAAGCACGUUCAACGACCCCAAAGUCCUUACUUUUGUUAUUUGAAAGAACUGAGGAAAAUGCAAGAAGGGGCGUUACAAGUUGUUGCAAACGACAAAGAAAUCGAAGAAGAGUUGAUUCUUGCCCAAUCAAUUUAUGACGAUUUGGUUAAUUUUAAACCAGUCCCUAAACUACUGAAACCAUCCAAAUUUGUCCCGUGUGUCAACUUUAGGUACAAACAACAACUCAAAGCUGAAAUGGAUGAACGGGAAGAAGAAGUAAAAGAAGUUCAAGAUGAUGCUCCUUGUUAUUUGGAAUAUGUCCAUGCGGAGACAGAAACUGAAGAAAUUCACGGUGAAUGUGAGUGUCCACCUACCAACACUUGUCCUUGUGCCUUGAAAGACCAAUCAGUGCAAUGUGGUUCGAAGAAAAUUGCAAUUGAAGAAUGUCAUGAAGAAACAACUUGCUCAUGUGAAGAACCGGUCAAAAAAGAAUGUCUUUUUGAGAGUAGUACCGUUUUUGAUAGUUCGGCCAACAGCGAUUUUGCGUCGAUUAGAGCACAAUAUGGUAGCGUGAAACGUAAAAGUGUAGAAAGUGAACCAAAAAACACGUGUAAACAUGCUGAAGAUGUGGCACGUUUCGAGUGGUAUUGUGAGUACAAAAAUCGUAAACCUGAAGAGAAAAAAUCGUGUCGUUGCAAACAGAAAUAUAGAGAAGUUGUUGAAAAACCGUUUUGUCAGUGCGAACAAUGUCAGGACGAAAGAAGGAAGAAAGGAACAAUUUAUGGAAUUGCUGGAAUGAAGGAAACAGAAUCGGACGCCGUAAUCCCGAUCAUUGACCAAGUCCUUGCACAAAAACCAUGCGAUUGUUUGAAGAAAUACGAAGCUAGAAUCGACCAAUUCGAAAAAGAAAAGAAGAAACCUUGUAGUUGUCGCAGAGAAGCACAAAAAUUGAUGGAAACGCCGUUUUGUCAAUGUGAGAAAUGUAAAGAGGAUCGGAAACAGAAAGCUGAGAAGUUUAUUAUUGGAGGAAUCAAGGAAACGACUGAAGACAAUGUUCCAAUCAUUGAAGGUAUUACAAGUGAACGCCCUUGCAUUUGUGUGAAGCAAUACGACGAAAAGGCCGAUAAAUACGAAGAGUUCCAAAAACGCAAACAAUUAGUUUGUUCGUUGAAGCAACAACAAGACAAAUAUAUUAUUGAUGGUGUUGUUAGUACUCCUGAAGGUCCAAUGUAUGUCAUUUCGGGGAUGCGACCCCCAAUUGAUUGUGCUUGUGCUAAAAACGCUCGCAUGGAAGAAGAGGAAAAACGCAUGGAGGCCAUAAUGCCACAUGCACCAGGUGGAAGAAUCCGAUAUGGGAUUACUGGUGUUAAGGAAACACCCACCGGAAAUGUGUAUAUCCUUGAUUGUGCUCUACCGACCGAAGAGUGUGACUGUAUGGCUGUUUACCAACAAUUCGAAGACGAACAUUUUCCUUGUAUGGGCUUGUACGAGAGAUAUUUGGCACAAACGAAAGAUGCAUACAAUGAGUUUAUGAAGGAAAUGUUGCCUCCAAGUAGUAGACGAUCAAGCGUGACGAGUUCGGUCUUUCGUCAAAGUGUUGUGGAAGGAGUUGAAAAUGUAAAGCUUGAACCGGUUGAAGAAGAAGAAAAACAAAGUGAAGUUUCUUCACCGAAAUCUGAGCCAUGUGUGAAGGAAUCCAAACUGGACCAAGCAAUUGAACCAUGUGAAAAAAAAUCACAUCCAUGUGCAAAAGAAGAAAACAUUGAACCAAGAGAAAAGAAAUCAAAGUUAUGUUCAGCUUGUUCUCAGAAUUAUUAUGCUGCGUGUUGCAGUUGUGGUCAAGUCGAAUGUAAAGACUGCACGUGUGGAAAAGUAAUCGAGUGUGUUGAUUGCACGUGUGGUCCCGAAGAAGUCGAAGAAGAGGAAGUUGUUGAAGAGGAGGAAGAGAAACAGGAAUUGAAACGAUUCUUCAUUUUUGACAAAAUCUUGUGCAAUCGUAGGUGGCAAAAGAAAGUUCUGAAAAAAGCUUUACAAAGUAUGGCCGAUGAUGGUUACCCUUUAGCUAAACUUCCAGAAUGCUACAAGUUACCACACUUCAAGCUUUGGAUGCAAAUGAGGUGCGGCAAAUUUUGGACUCAGGACGAUAAAUAUAACUAUGUCUUCAAGAGCCGAAUCUUAUGGAGGCAUUGCGAUGUGUGCAAUGUCAGGCGUAAUCCGUCUCCAAAAAUGCCGAUCACUCUUCAGGAAGCUCAUAAGAUGAAUUGGUCCCAAGCACCUGCUAUCAGAAACAUGGCAAAUGUUGCAAUUGAGAGAUUUUAUCGCACUGUGAAACAGCACAGAGUCAAUUUUGGCCGUGAGUUUUUCCCCACAACUUUUUCCUACGAAUUUCCUUUUUCGACGUGGAGAGACUGUUAUUUUGCUUACACUCCUUCAAAGGAAGAAGAUGUUCUAGCACGAUUUGUGUGGCAAAAGUACGAUUUUAAAAAUUUUGCCGACAUGCAAAGGGCUUGUGGUUAAGUAAUAAAAUGGAAUUUGGUUUGUCUCUAUUGUUUUGUGUUUUGGUAAUAAAUAAAUUAUGUGGAAAUGAG
Tribolium castaneum (red flour beetle) is the source of this 3566-nucleotide messenger RNA. RefSeq lists its product as uncharacterized. Bases 73 to 3495 code for a protein of 1140 amino acids. Lineage: Eukaryota; Metazoa; Arthropoda; Insecta; Coleoptera; Tenebrionidae. The record is from RefSeq and is a predicted model, not a curated record. The transcript has 5 exons.